GAUUGCUUCUCAUUUUUCUCUCCUUACAGAUGCGAAGCACUCGAGGUGUUUCUGUUUGGCCUGUGGGAUUUGUGGGUGGCCGAACAUAUGAGCGCCCCCUGGUGUCCGGGGGCAAAGUGGUUGGUUGGUACACUGGCUGGAGGCCGGAUAGACCCUUUGCUACUGACAUGGCAGGCUUCUCGGUGAACCUCCAGGUGAUCCUGGCGAACCCGCGGGCGCUCUUCAAGAGGCGGGGCUCCCAGCCGGGGAUGCAGGAGUCCGACUUCCUGAAGCAGAUCACCAAGGUUUCCGAGCUGGAGCCCAAGGCGAACAACUGCACACGGGUUCUGGUUUGGCACACUCGCACAGAGAAACCGCACCUCGCCAACGAGCCCAAGCUCAAAAAAGACACCGUGGACAUCGAGGUGUGACGCCGUCACACUUUCAGCUUUGGAGCGAGCGACAGCGACCUGCUUUCUGCCCAGAACGGGCGGAGACGAUCCGCACAGCGGACAAAAACUCUGAGGGUCUGCAUGAUUCAUGACUCUGCCGUCCAUCCAAAUGCUGCUUUUGCGAGAACUGGACUCGUCUAAAAAGAGCUGCGACAUCCUGGACUUUUCUUUUUUCUUCCAUUCACAUCCUGCUGAUGUAACAACAAAACGUAUAAAUGUGAAACAUUGUGCUGCUGAACUGAGAAGUGCCAUGCGUGUCACUUUGAUUCAUCGUGUUGUCAAACUAACUGUUGGACGGCGAUAUAAAGAGGUCAGAUUGAUAAUAUGUGACUCUGUUGUCUGUUUUCAAAGCACAUAUUAAUAAAACACGCUCAGUUA
Messenger RNA from Poecilia latipinna (sailfin molly), 809 nucleotides. RefSeq names its product galactosylgalactosylxylosylprotein 3-beta-glucuronosyltransferase 2-like. The record is from RefSeq and is a predicted model, not a curated record. NCBI's taxonomy places the organism in Eukaryota, Metazoa, Chordata, Actinopteri, Cyprinodontiformes, Poeciliidae. Gene Ontology annotation, biological process: carbohydrate metabolic process; chondroitin sulfate proteoglycan biosynthetic process. The coding region runs from base 30 to 410 and encodes 126 amino acids. Gene Ontology annotation, molecular function: galactosylgalactosylxylosylprotein 3-beta-glucuronosyltransferase activity. The transcript is spliced from 3 exons. Gene Ontology annotation, cellular component: Golgi membrane.